GUCAAUUUUCCGUAUCAGGUACUUAUAGAUACACGGAUAUCCGAUAUUCACCUACCGCCGUUGACAAAUCUCUAUCAGCCUUGCCUGCGUCCUGUUUAUUCUCAUACGCUAUGUCAGUGUUUUGGUCAUGAUACUCAGUAAUUAUGGAUACUUCGCCACCGGCUUUACCCAACAAACGUGUCAACAUUACUAUCUCGCGGCGCCUGCCUUCAAAGUUAUGCAAUCUAUGGUAUCACAGGUCAUCCUGGGUGUUAGGACAUUUAAUAUCGCAGGGAGAAACAAGAGGCUAGGAAGUGCACUGCUGCUGCUAUACCUCAUCAUCGUUUCGGUGCAAUGGUUCACCAAUCUAUAUCACCGGAUCCCUGUCGUUGUUGAAGGAAACUGCACCCCGGUAAAUUCUGGCAAGCAAUUGUCUGCCUGGCUCUACUACCUCGUCGUGAUGUUGUAUGACCUCGUGAUGUUGACAAUUUCCACCAUACAUCUUCUGCGCUAUAAUCCUCUCAGCAGCAGAGUAAGUCGAUUGGUACGAGUCCUGAUAUAUGACGGUAUUGGAUAUUUUAUCGUGCUGUCAGCGACGAACCUAUUGAACCUCAUUAUUUAUCAUACCGAUGCCGAGACUCAGUCGGCGGGGGCAUCACUGGGUUAUGCUGUAACAUGGAUUAUGAGCCAACAGAUCCUCAUACAUAUACGAGAAAUGUCAGAGCCAGACCCUCGACGCCUCGAAAAUGUGGUUGUCGCGCGUCCCACCACACACAGCAGUGCGCGGAAGAACGUGAUGUCCGGUCUCCGCUCACAGUUCGAAUCUAAAGGCCACUCUAAAAACUCUAAAAGUCCCAUUGGUCUAGAGUUUCCGCCCAUAUCAUCUCGCAAUGGGCAUCCCGAAGACGUGGAACUUGACGUACGUGUAUGCACCGACCGCUCGGUGAAGGUAGACUAUGGCUGUGACGAUUCAAGCUCGUGGGAUAAGCCGACGACCAAAUGAAUCUGGAGGCACUAGUGCUUAUCAAGUCAUACCCGUGUUCGGUGCUACUAGUAUUGUCAGAAGUGCUCUGUUUGCGCAGGUUGCAUACAGGAUACGGAAACGGGAACUAAACAAAGCGGUUUCAGCGGUGGAGUUACGGUCAAGGGGCUAGUUAAUGUAUUACUUUUGAGUUAUGUCGCUGUAUAUGUACGCAUCUGCAUUAAUAUUGUUACCAGGGUACUGUCGGUGUACUUAUC
Molecule: messenger RNA, 1218 nt
Organism: Suillus plorans
Lineage: Eukaryota; Fungi; Basidiomycota; Agaricomycetes; Boletales; Suillaceae
Exons: 14
Coding region: 128-982 (284 amino acids)
Source: RefSeq, a predicted model, not a curated record